GUCCACAUUCCUGGUGACCCCAUUCCCUUCAUCGUAGUCGCCACCGUUCUUCUUCUACUUCCUAUUCUGCUUGACUAUGUCCGUCUUGCCGAAAAUCUUUCCUCCGGUUUGCGUGAACUCCUUCUUGCCGAAGUAGACCGAGUUUCCUUAGAUAGAGAAGAGAACGAUCAGGAAAAAGACAGUCCCAUUAAUGAGCGAGACUCCGGUGUUUCUGAUGUCCUUCUUGGUGAAGUAUCGCGAAACUCUUCGACUGUCAGACAUUCUUUGAAUGAGCUGGCCCAGGGCGAGUCUUUUGUGCUGAGGUUCGAUUCUGAGAUGGAUUCGCGCCUCAUAUCCGAUGCUACUAUUACUUUCGCGUCAGAAGUUUUUGCCAGGCUUGCUGAUCUUCUAAGGCUAGCUCCAUCUUCCUGCCCGUUUUGCUGCUUUCUUUAG
Messenger RNA from Protopolystoma xenopodis, 432 nucleotides. Lineage: Eukaryota; Metazoa; Platyhelminthes; Monogenea; Polystomatidea; Polystomatidae. The record is from the annotation of a GenBank genome assembly.